CUCGCAUCAGGCUAUCUUCAAUGGCUUCGGUAUUACAGCUGAGCGUAUCGGGUUCUUUACUCUUGAUAAUGCCACCAACAACGAUACAUGCUUAGAUGUGCUCGGUAUGGUUUAUAGCUUUGACCCUAAAGAGAGGCGUCUCCCCGAUGUGGCCCCCCAUACCAUCAAUCUCUCUACGAAGUCCCUGAUAUACGGCUCGAGGACCGACGACUUUACAGCGCUAUUGAAUGGUCUUGAUGAAGGCGAACUUAAUAGUGACGCAGAGGAUGACGAUAAGUUGAUCCAGGGCUUGGUUGAUGAACUUGCGACUCGCCCAGGAUGGGACAACAUCAACCUAGACGCUGACGAUGGCGAUAACGAUAAGGAUACCGAAAACGUCGAUUCUCGUAUUGGCUAUGAUGUCGUCAAAGCACCUGAACAUCUCAAUGCCAAGUCCCUUGAUCAGUACCGCAAGGAUGGCCCAUUUGGCAAACUCCAUUGUUUUGGGGUCUGUCUUUCAAGAAGCAGUCAACUUACCUUAACCUUCGAGCGCAGUCCUCGCAGUACUGGGUAAAAAACUCUGUUUUGUUCACAGCGUCAAGACGCGAUGAGAAUCCGACGAGGCUAUGGCUAGCCGAGCCCUUGAAAUCGGUGAAAAGACAUUCGACCAGUUCCUUAAUACUGUCGAUAGGGAGUGCGACGUCAAUCAACCCAAGCCUGAGAUCCUCAAGUAUGGCCUUACUACCAAUGAUUGGCGCGUGAUCCGGGCUAUUCAGCUCGUAUUAAGGGACUUCGCAGUUAUCUCAAAAAGCCUGCAAUCGCGCGCUGUUGCCACCGAUGACGAGGAGGGCAAGGCCGGCGGCAUGUGGGAUUACUUCCCUUCAUUCGAGAUCUUGCUUGACCAUCUCGAGCGCUCUGCCAAUGAGGGCGUUGUCUAUAUAGAAAAGAGGUCUCACAAUGGUCAGCUAAAUGG
This is a messenger RNA of Pseudomassariella vexata, 952 nucleotides long. RefSeq lists its product as uncharacterized. The record is from RefSeq and is a predicted model, not a curated record. NCBI's taxonomy places the organism in Eukaryota, Fungi, Ascomycota, Sordariomycetes, Amphisphaeriales, Pseudomassariaceae. The transcript has a single exon. The coding region runs from base 107 to 553 and encodes 148 amino acids.